AUGGUGACGUUCAAUGAACUGCCAAACGAAAUUCUUUUAAUGAUUUGCAAGGAAUUGAAUGAUAUUGAUAUUUUGUACUCUUUGAGGAAUGUCAAUGAACGCUUCAACCAAAUUAUUCACAAUUUAUUGUUAAUCAAUCGGUUGACUUUCGUACAAAGAACUUACUUUCACUUUGUUGAUUUGAUCUCUUCCGAUGAAAUACUUUAUCAAUUUACUUCGAAUAUUCUACCACAAAUUGCUGAUCAAAUCGAAUGGAUUGAUCUGGAGUCAUCUAGAAUGGAAGAUAUCUUACGUGCUACCAAUUACAACAAUUUGCACGGUCUUGGCCUUUAUAAUAUUAACGAAAUCUCAGCGAAGUAUCUUCUGAGUGAAGCAAAUGUGUGCUGUGGGCGUUUGAAAAAUUCGAUUCGAAAACUUGUUAUGACUUUUAGCAAUGAGUUUGAGACUUCAUAUGAAAUUUUUUUAUUCAUGUCAAACCUCGUCAAUGAGAUCUUCAAUAUUUUGCCUGGCUUAACCACUUUGGUAUUCUCGGAAGUAAAAUAUCAAAAUUGUUUUCGAUUAGAUUUCAGUGAAUCUCCAUUGAACUGUUUUACUUCUCCGAUUCUUCAAAAGUUAAUCGUUCAUGUUGAAAAUUUCGACGAUUGUCUUUAUCUUCUUGAUGGUCGUUUCCCUCAACUUGAGACAAUGCAUGUUGAUCUGAUAACUAUUCGUCCACCGAAACACGUCCGAAGUGAAGGCUUUUUACCUUAUUUAAAGCGUUUUGCUCUUUCGUGUCGAUGGUUAACCUAUGAUUAUGACGAAACCAUUCCACCACUUCUUCGUCGAAUGCUAAAUCUGACGAAAUUGAAUCUAUGUUUAACUCUUGGACUUUUCUCUCAGAAAAUCGUUGAUGGAAAUAUUAUAAGGAGAGAUAUCAUUAGUCAAUUGCCGAAAUUGAAAAAAUUCGAUUUUUUCAUUCACUCAAUAACAUUUAAACAAAAUGAAGAUACUAUAUCAUCAAUAGACGAUAUUCAACGGACAUUUAUCGGCUUUGAGAAAAGUUCUGUUCGAUGA
Adineta ricciae is the source of this 1053-nucleotide messenger RNA. The record is from the annotation of a GenBank genome assembly. Lineage: Eukaryota; Metazoa; Rotifera; Eurotatoria; Adinetida; Adinetidae.